AUGGAUUCUCUUCUCUCACUCCAAACCCCAAGCAACAACCCACACCCUCAUUCACCGCCAGGCCUCACCCCAACGCCGUUACGGUUACAACCAACACAAACGCCGUUACUAGUUCCAAAACCAGAGCCUCUCGACGAUUUCUUCUUUUCUAAUAAUUCCCAACAACGCCCUCACUGGUUCCCUCACCAGCAACAACUACAACCACCCCAACCUAACAACAACGAGUUUGAGUUACACGCGCCACCAUUCGCGUCUGCUUCUCCAGAAGAACAAGAAGACUCCGAACUCUACAACCACUUCUUCCGAGUCUCUCAGCUCUUCCGUACAGCUUUCUCUGAUACUCUCUUCCAAAAGGACGCCGUUCCGGAACCCGUGACGCCACAAUUACAGUCACAGUCGCACCCGAAUUUUCAAGAUUCUCUUUCCUAUGCUUCUAGUUCCCAACCUGAACCUGAGGCUGAGGCUGAGGUUGAGGCAACGCCCGAAGCGGAUUCACGCGCCUUGGUUCCCGUUCCGCCAUCUUCGUCGUUGGUCGUCGCGGCUCCUUCGAAGCGCGUAAGCAAGAAGAAGCAGCUGGUGAGGGUCUCCGAACUCCGCCUUCACGAGCAGCUUCAUUUCCGUGAGGUCGUGAGGCGAACGAGGAUGAUCUACGACUCGAUCCGCGUUCUCUGA
Messenger RNA from Arachis ipaensis, 672 nucleotides. The record is from RefSeq and is a predicted model, not a curated record. NCBI's taxonomy places the organism in Eukaryota, Viridiplantae, Streptophyta, Magnoliopsida, Fabales, Fabaceae.